Anastrepha obliqua is the source of this 1077-nucleotide messenger RNA. Its product is annotated as putative odorant receptor 85d. Gene Ontology annotation, molecular function: olfactory receptor activity; odorant binding. NCBI's taxonomy places the organism in Eukaryota, Metazoa, Arthropoda, Insecta, Diptera, Tephritidae. The transcript is spliced from 4 exons. Bases 1 to 1077 code for a protein of 358 amino acids. The record is from RefSeq and is a predicted model, not a curated record. Gene Ontology annotation, biological process: sensory perception of smell; detection of chemical stimulus involved in sensory perception of smell. Gene Ontology annotation, cellular component: plasma membrane.
AUGUAUAUACUUUUAGCCUUCGCAAACAAUAAGAACUUCGAGGAGGCGACUAAGCUCACUUCAUUUAUGGGCUUCGUCAUAGUCAGUGACAUAAAAGUUUUUAGCAUCUGGAGUCAACGUGCACGUAUUGGCGCCUUAAUGCGUGAUCUGUACGCGCUGUAUCCCAAAACUUUGGCCGAGCAGCAGUUGUACAAUGUGAAAGGUGAGCUGCAACGUUAUAAACGAUUUGCUUAUGCAUUUAUUUUGCUGCACGAAGUGUUAGUCUGGAGCUAUAAUCUCUUUCCGCUGCUCAACUAUCUCAUUAAUGACCUUUGGUUGGGGAUACGUGAAGUGAUCAUGGAGUUGCCCUAUUAUUGUUGGAUGCCAUUUGAUUGGCGUGGUAAUUGGCGCUUCUAUCCGAUGCUGAUCCAUCAAAUGGGUGCCGGGCAGGCGUCUUUCUCCGGGCAAUUGGCCAAUGAUUUGCUCCUGAGUGCUGUAGCUGUGCAACUAAUUAUGCACUACCGCCGACUGGCCAGGCAACUUGAAACGCAUGCAGCGGGUUUGGGAAGUGAUACCGAGAAGAAGCACAAGAAAAGUGCUUUGGCGUGCAGUGCGAGGGAUUUGCAGUUCCUGCGUGACAUUAUCGUCAAACAUCAGAUGGUUUUGAAACUCUCACAGGAGUUUAAUGAAAUUUUUGGCAUUUCAUUGUUCAUCAGUUUUACCUUCACCGUGCUGAUCAUCUGUUUUGUGCUCUUUCACAUCACCAUUGGCGCCAGCAUUGAUUCGUUACUGAUGUUGGUGUUCUUUUUCUUCUGUUCGUGGGUGCAAAUUUUUCUCAUCUGCUAUUAUGCACAGGGAGUUUUAGAGGCGAGUGAAAAUAUCAGCCAAGCUGUUUACAAUCACAAUUGGUAUGAUGCUGAUUUGCGUUAUAAAAAAAUUAUAUUACUAAUAAUGCAACGCGCCCAAAAACCAGCCAAGUUGCAAGCUACUUCCUUAGUUACUGUCACUAUGUCUACGAUGACGGGUAUGCUUCAAAUAAGUUAUAAGGGAUUUGCCGUUAUACGCACCAUGUAUGCACGUGAACCCAGAAAGGUUUAA